AUGACCACUUAUGUCAAACUGGUGAAAGGGGCCACCAAGAUCAAGAUGGCCCCACCAAAGGCCAAGUAUGUGGAUCCAAUUCUGAUGGGGAGUAUGAACAGCCAUGACUUCGAUGAAAUUACGCACGCGCUCGAGGCCCGGUUGCAGGACACCGCAUGGACUGUGGUUUACAAGUCGCUGAUUGUGGUGCACUUGCUGUUUAGGGACGGUGACGGUAAUGUGGCUCUGGACUAUUUCAGUCACAGAACCAGCGUGUUUAACGUGGACAGAAAUUUGCCAAAUGUUGGCAGCACCGAGAUACGCCAAGUGCAGAAGUAUGCCCAGUACUUGAAAACAAGGUGUAAAGAGUUUGAUAGGAUCCGGUUGGACUACGUGAGGGAUACAAAGGCAAAUAUAAAGAUUAAUGAGAAUAACUUGGGCAGAGUGAAUACAGCGUUGGACCAUGUUGAGUCAAUUGAAACUCAGAUCACAGCACUAGUUAAAAAUAGAUACUCUCACUAUGACUUAGAGAAUGACUUAUAUCUAUAUGCCUUCAAGUUAUUGGUACAGGAUCUUUUGAUGCUAUACAAUGCUCUUAAUGAAGGCAUUAUAUCACUACUGGAAAUAUUUUUUGAGCUGUCUCAUUCCAACGCCGAACGGACGUUGAAUUUGUACAAGAGGUUCGUGGAACUUACUGAAACUGUAGUCAAAUACUUGAAAUCAGGUAAAUCUGUUGGAUUGAAGAUCCCGGUUAUUAAACACAUUACCACAAAAUUGGUUAGCUCUUUGGAAGAGCACUUGCUGGAAGACGAUAGAACACAGCAAAACUUUAAGCAGGAUCCAGAUCUCGGAAGCUCGAGCAAUAUUAAGAGACAGGGUACAAUUGCACAACAAAGACUAGAACAAGUACGUGAGCAGAAGAGAAUUCUGGAAGAAAAAUUGAAAACCCAGAAUGUGGUAUUUUCAAAUCCAAAUGAUGGUUCUCAAUUCACACCAAAUAUGAACACAAUGGCUACUGGGACUAUGGCGAUGACUGACCAACAGAACGCCUAUAAUCCAUUUGGAGUUACACCAAGUCAAACUCCUCAACAACUUAACUCGAGAUCUACUAGUGCAACCUUUAUGAAUAACCCAUUUGCUAGUUCUGAGUCUCCAAUGAACAACAUCUUCACCGGUGGUGCACAAGCACAAGCAUUUCAACAAAACGCAAUGCAAAACACAAUGCAAAGCAUACCGCCUAAUAACCAACAAGCUUUCCAACAGGUUUAUCAACCACAGGACCCUGCACAACAGCAAUUUACAGGUCAGGUUCAGCCGCAAACCUCUCAAUAUACAAACCCGACUGGAUUCCAGCAACCACAGCAACCACAGCAACCACAGCAACCACAGCAACCACAAUUGCAGGUGGCACACACAGAUAUGUUCAAUCCACAACAACCUCAGGUUUCUGUUGGACAAAUUCCAGUAGUAACACAACAGGCAUACCAGCAAGAUUUCGGUUUUGGUACUGCAAGUGCAACUUCUGGAAUGACUAACCAAUUUAUGCCUCCAUCACAACAGCAGCAAAUAUCUCAGCAGCAAAUGCCGCAGCAGCAACCUCUAACUGAGACGGCUACUGGAUCGAAUAAUCCAUUUGCGUUGCAUAAUGCUUCGAAGACAGAGAGCCAAAUUCAGCAGAGAAAGCAAGACAUGAAUGAUCAAUCGAUGCAAUUAAAGCAACAGCCAGCUACAUCGAGUGCUAUAAACAACAAUCCAUUUGCUACUAACAACCCAGUAGUCCCAACUACAUACGCCAGUACAGCAACUUCGGAACUGGUACACAACCCAUUCCAACAGCAAAAUGUGAAUUUCACCGGCACACAGGCCACUGGUAUGUCUCAGCCAAAUGUAAUGCAGCCAUUACAACAAUCUCAAUCAUUUAUGCAAGGUCCAGGUGUGUCUUCACAAUACCAGCAAUUGCCUCAACAGGUGCAACCGGUGCAACAAGUACAGCAAGUACCACAACAGGUACAGCAAGUACCACAACAGGUACAGCAAGUACCACAGCAAGUACAGCAAGUACCACAGCAGCAGUUCCAGCAAUUCCAGCAGCCACAAGCACAAUGGCCGGCACAGCAGUACCCAGGCCAAGAGGGUCCAAACCUAAUCGAUAUUUAG
Nakaseomyces glabratus is the source of this 2136-nucleotide messenger RNA. Its product is annotated as Yap1801p. Lineage: Eukaryota; Fungi; Ascomycota; Saccharomycetes; Saccharomycetales; Saccharomycetaceae. Gene Ontology annotation, biological process: clathrin coat assembly; clathrin-dependent endocytosis; vesicle budding from membrane. Gene Ontology annotation, molecular function: 1-phosphatidylinositol binding; phosphatidylinositol-4,5-bisphosphate binding; SNARE binding. Gene Ontology annotation, cellular component: clathrin-coated vesicle; clathrin-coated pit. The record is from RefSeq and is a predicted model, not a curated record.